Purpureocillium takamizusanense is the source of this 588-nucleotide messenger RNA. Its product is annotated as 3-phytase. Bases 1 to 588 code for a protein of 195 amino acids. NCBI's taxonomy places the organism in Eukaryota, Fungi, Ascomycota, Sordariomycetes, Hypocreales, Ophiocordycipitaceae. The transcript has a single exon. Gene Ontology annotation, molecular function: inositol hexakisphosphate 3-phosphatase activity. The record is from RefSeq and is a predicted model, not a curated record.
AUGGCCCUCGCCGUCUUGGUAGCCGCUUUCGCUGUGGUGCUCCACGUGUGGGCAACCCACGGCGCGCCCACCACUGUCGUCGUCGUCAACGUCACGGCCAUGACCGACACCGUCGUCGCGUCGGACUGGACGGCGACCUUUUACUCCGAUCGCGAGCCUCUUCUGCUAGGCAACGAUGCCGGACCAGACACUGGCGGCAUCCGUGCGUACAGUCUCGAAUCUCCGCCGCCGCUGCCUGGCAGCACUCUUCGCGAGCACGCGUCGGCCGCCGUCGUCCGCACCAAGCUCGCCACCUCGGUGUAUGGCGUAGGCGUAGGCUUAGGCGUUGGCGGCAGCGGCAAAGACCGCGCCAUCACCAUUGCCCAGCCUGACUCGAUCAUGCUUGCGUUCGCGCUUCCCUCGCUGACGCCCGUGCGCGAUGCGCAGAGCGAACAGCUCGGCGACUGGUCCGCGCUGUCCUCGUGGAAGUGCAGGACGACGGGGAACCACCAGUAUUUGUUCCUCUUUGGCAAGCGUCAAGCCGUGCAGCUGCUGGUGCGCACAGAUCAGCAGGGCGAGAAGCUGGACAUUGACGCUAUCAGGCCAUGA